Molecule: messenger RNA, 3929 nt
Organism: Cydia pomonella (codling moth)
Lineage: Eukaryota; Metazoa; Arthropoda; Insecta; Lepidoptera; Tortricidae
Exons: 2
Coding region: 415-1281 (288 amino acids)
Biological process (GO): DNA integration
Molecular function (GO): nucleic acid binding
Source: RefSeq, a predicted model, not a curated record
CAAAUUGAACCGUAAACUGUAACGGACAAUUACAGUUUACGGUUCAAUUUGUAAUGGUAAUGGUCAAUUCUAAUUAACGUUCGGCCAACACUACUGUCACCCGUGGUAUUUCCGGACCGAUACACCUUCAAGUAGUUCAAGUCGCGUUCUCCUUGUGACAUAUGUGUCAUGAAUAUGAUUAUCUGUGGCAGGGUCACUCCCAGCAAUGGCGUCAUACAAAGAUAAUACAAUUGAUCAUUAUCCUAAAAAAUCUUUUAUUUAAUUAGUCCUGAUCUUUGUUAUUGCAUAUUACAUGCAUAUAAAACAUGGUGUUAGGUGAAAACAGAGAAUAACAAGAAGAAAGACAAAAUAAAAAACCUAAGUGGUAAAUAGACGACUUUGUUAAGAAGAUAAAACCUUUGUGGACCAGACAAAAUGCCGGAUGAAACGCCCGUAAUGAACCUGGGGUUGCAGCCUCCUAAAGGAUACAAAAUUGAAGAUGCGGAGGCUUGGAGAAAAUACAAGCAGUUGUUCAACUUAUAUAUACAGGCCACGGAUUUGGAAAACGGGACAGAUGAAAAAAAGGUAGCCAUUUUCUUGACCUGUGCGGGAGAAGAGAUUUUAGAAGUUUACAAUGGUAUGGUUGGCACUUCUACAUUAAAAUGGGUUGAGUUGCUUGGAAAGUUUGAUGACCAUUUUAACAACAAAACUAACACCGUCGUGAACAGCUACAGAUUUUAUAAUUUACGUCAAGAGCCAGAUGAACCGGUGGAACGGUUUGUUUUAAGAUUAAAAAACGCUGCCAAAACAUGCAACUUCAAAGAGGAAGAUAGAAUGGUAAGAGACAUGCUGGUGAUAGGUGUAGAGGAAGCAACAAUUAAAGAGAGAUUGCUGCGAGAAAAAGAACUCAGUUUAGAUACUGCAAUAGAAUUGUGCAAGGCUGCAGAAUACAGCAAGAAAAAUGUAAAAGAGCUGGUAGAAAAAGUGCAGUCAGUAAAUAUGGUAAAAGAAAGUUCUCGUUAUAGAAAAGAUGUAAAGAAACCGAUUCAUUACAGUUGCAGUUACUGUGGUAAGAAACAUGAGCCAAGAAAAUGUCCUGCGUAUGGGAGAAGAUGUACGGUGUGCAACAUUUAUAACCAUUAUGCAGAAAUGUGUAGAUUUCAAAAGAAGGAAGAGAAACAGCAGCGACAAAAAAGAUACACAAAAAACAAAGUUGACGGCAUCAGGGAAUCUACUAAGGACAGCGACUGCAGUUCGGAAGACUUUGUAGUAGACUCUGUAAAAGUGUCUUCACAGUACUAGACAUGAAGGAUGGAUUUUUUCAAGUGAAUUUGGAGGAUGAACAAAAACUCUGCACUUUCGGUACUCCCUUCGGAAGGUAUUUUUUCAAGAGAAUGCCAUUUGGCAUUUCUUCGGCUCCAGAGGUAAUGCAAAGAAUAAAUACAACCAUAUUUAGUGAUAUACAAGGGGUAAAUGUGUACUAUGAUGACAUAAUUGUUGCGGGGGACAGCUUAGCAGACCAUGAUAAAAUUUUAAGUGAAGUGAUAGAUAGGGCAAGAAAGUUUAAUGUAAAAUUUAAUCCAAACAAAGUACAGUAUAGAAGAGAUUUUGUUAAAUAUGUAGGGUUAUUAGUGUCAAAAUCAGGAAUUAAACCUGAUCCUGAACAUGUAAAGGCUAUUGUGGACUUGAAUGAACUAAAAAAUAUUAAAGAACUACAAAAGUUUUUAGGUAUGUGCAAUUAUUUAAGUAAGUUUAUACCACAAUACUCCAAAACAACUGAAAAACUUAGGGAUCUAUUAAAAAAAGAUGUAUUGUGGGAUUGGGGUACAGCACAAAGUCAAGCUUUUGAAGAAAUAAAAAUGAAAAUUAGUAAAGCCCCAACCUUGGAUAUUUUAAAUAAAGACGGGUUAGUAACUCUACAAACAGAUAGCUCAAAAAGUGGCAUGGGAGCUUGUCUACUUCAGAAUGGCAAACCAAUAUCUUUUUAUUCUAGGUGCUAUACAGAUUGUCAACAAAGAUGGGCUCCCAUUGAAAAAGAACUCUUUGCAGUUUGUCUUGCAAUGGAAAAAUAUCACCAAUUUGUCUAUGGACGCAAAAUAGUUGUUGAAACAGACCAUAAGCCUUUAGUGGCGAUAAUGAAUAAAGACAUCAAUAAAAUUUCAGCCAGACUGCAAAGAAUGGUUCUUAAACUUUUAAAAUAUGAAUUUGACAUUAAGUACAUACCAGGUCCUCAAAUGUAUGUGGCUGACUAUUUGUCUAGGCAUUAUAAUUCAACAAAUGGGCAAGUAGAGCCAACACUUAAAGAGUUAGUGCAUAGUGUGGAAACAGAAAAAGUGUAUGGACUAGACAAAGACUUACAAAUAUCAGAAAGUAAAUUAAAAGAAUUGCAAAAUGAAACAAAUAAAGAUGGAAAUUUGCAACAAAUAAAGAUGUGGUAUAGUUCAGAAUGGCCAAAAAAUGAUAGAAGUAUUUAUGGUGUGGAAUUAAAAAAGUUGUACAAAUUAAGACAUGAGUUGAUAGUUACAGAUAAUAUUGUUUACUUUGGAAAUAUGGUUCUUGUUCCUAAAGCAUUAAGAAAAGAAAUGUUGGAUAUAAUACACUCAGGGCAUGCAGGUGUAGUAAAGUGUAAAAAGAGAGCUAGGAAAGUACUGUACUGGCCAGGAAUGUCAAGAGAUAUAGAGGAUUAUGUGUUAGCAUGUAGAGUAUGUGAAAAGUACAGGAUGUCAAACUGCAAACAGCCAAUUAUAUCACAUGAGGUGCCCGAUCUUCCUUUUAGUAAAGUAGGUAUGGACAUUGGUCACUAUGCGGGGGAAGAUUUUCUAGUGGUUGUAGAUUACUUUUCAAAAUGGAUUGAGGUUGCAAAAUUGAAAAACAAAUCUACCACUAAUAUUAUUGUUGAGUUAAUAAAGAUAUUUAGUACUCUAGGAAUCCCUAGGCAAAUAGUCAGUGACAAUAUGCCAUUUGGUAGUUUUGAAUUCAUACAAUUUGCAAAGCAACAUGGCAUAGAAUUAAUCACGUCCAGUCCACAUUAUGCGCAAUCAAAUGGGCUAGCGGAGAAAGCUGUAGGGAUUGUUAAAAGUUUAAUGAAAAAGUGUAAAGAAAGUGGUGCUAAUUUUGAUUUAGCGAUGUUACAUUAUAGAACAACUCCAGUAGCAAAGUUGGAUUACAGCCCUUCAGAGUUGUUAAUGAGCAGAUUACUAAGAACCAAUUUACCCUGUUCAAAAGAAGUGUUAAAACCUAAGUUAUGUGUAAAUGUCAAAGAACAAAUGUUAAUUAAUAAUGAAAAAUCUAGGGCCAGUUAUAAUAAAACUUCAAAAGCUAAAAAAUCAUUUCAAAAAGGGGAAGAUGUUAUUGUUCAAGAUGUAAAUAGAAGUAGGUAUUGGUAUUCUGGUAAAAUAGUGGAAAAAGCCAGUGGACCUAGAUCAUUCAUUGUUAAAAAUGACAAGGGUAAUUUAGUUAGGCGAAAUGAAAAACAUAUUAGACAUAGUAGAAAUAAGUUUAUUGUUAGAAAUCAGAAUAUGCUGGACUCAUCAGAUGUGAGCCAGGCAGUGCAUGAGGGGAGUAGUCAGGAAAAACAGGAUGCAACGGAGCCGCCUGCACUGGUGCUUCGUGACAAUGAGUCUCUUCCACUGGUGCCAAAUGUACCUGCACCUAACCCAGAGCCAUUAGAUCUGCCAGUAGUUACAAGGACGGGAAGGUUGAUAAGAAAACCUGCCUACCUGGGUGAAUUUGAUUUAAGUUAGCUUCCAGUGUAUCCAGAGCUUUUGUAAUUAGUAUAAGCAGUCAUUUAGCAUAAGGGGGGGAUGUGACAUAUGUGUCAUGAAUAUGAUUAUCUGUGGCAGGGUCACUCCCAGCAAUGGCGUCAUACAAAGAUAAUACAAUUGAUCAUUAUCCUAAAAAAUCUUUUAUUUAAUUAGUCCUGAUCUUUGUUAUUGCAUAUUACAUGCAUA